Carcharodon carcharias (great white shark) is the source of this 2394-nucleotide messenger RNA. It is a transcript of the gene trip4, whose product is annotated as thyroid hormone receptor interactor 4. The record is from RefSeq and is a predicted model, not a curated record. Gene Ontology annotation, biological process: regulation of DNA-templated transcription. Bases 260 to 1993 code for a protein of 577 amino acids. Gene Ontology annotation, cellular component: nucleus. The transcript has 14 exons. NCBI's taxonomy places the organism in Eukaryota, Metazoa, Chordata, Chondrichthyes, Lamniformes, Lamnidae. Gene Ontology annotation, molecular function: zinc ion binding.
CAGCCGCUCGUCUGCAAGUGACCCGACAACUCGGCAACAGGGAACGGAAGACCAGACAAUAGGAUUCGACGGAUAAAUGUUGGUUUGAAUGGAGGAAGGACUUGGAUUUCUUUGAGACCGGAAUGUUAAUGAGGAGCCGGCGGUGCCGCUGGGACCAGCCGGUGAGCUGGACGGUUUGCGUGUGUGGCGUGCGCGGUGCAAAUGCUUCCGGGUGGAUUUGAGCCGGUCUAAUUGCCGCUGCCAGGAAGGAGGAGGGAAGAUGAGUGGUGAUAUGGAGUCUCUUCUGUGCUGGUGUCAGGAGGAGUUGGUUCGCAAGUUUAAUCUGGAAGUGAAUGAGGAGCUGAUUCAGUACAUCCUAUCGAUUGAGAGUGCAGAGGAAAUUGAAGAUUACAUUGCUGACUUGAUUCAAGGGACCGAAGGGAAGAAACGGACUUUCAUUGAUGAGCUUCUGAAAAGGUGGAAGAGAUCGCAAGAGUUACUUGCUCCUGGACAAGUACAGUUAUACAGAAAAAAAGAUGAGGUUCCAGAUUUAUCAAAAGCUGGUGACCAGCUCAAGAAGUCCAAGCGGAAAGGCCGGAACAAGCAAGAGCCAUUGCUUGUGUCGGAGAGCCAGCUCCCAGUGGAAGAAGUUAAAACACCCAUGGAUCUGGUAAAGGUGCAAGAGACUAAUUCUGCAUCCAAGAAGAAGACAAAGUACCUGUCCCUGUACACAAAGGAGGGUGAGGACCGACUUGCUGUCACUCUCCCUGGCCGUCAUCCCUGUGAAUGUUUAGGACAAACGCACAAAUUAAUCAACAACUGCCUGGGUUGCGGCCGUAUUGUCUGCAUGCAGGAGGGAUCGGGUCCCUGCUUAUUUUGUGGAACGCUGGUCUGUACCAAGGAAGAGCAAGAGAUCCUUGUCCGUGACUCAAACAAGAGUCAGAAAUUACGCAAGAAACUCAUGGGGACUACAGGUGCAGGGAAUCCUGAUACUUUUGAGAGGGAGCUGCUGCCUCAUCAGGAAAUGGUUCUGAAAGCUGGGCUGGAGAAAGCUGUUAAACACAAAGACAAGCUAUUAGAAUAUGACAAAACCAGUGCUCGCCGGACCCAGGUCAUUGAUGAUGAAUCUGAUUACUUUGCUGCUGAUUCCAACCAGUGGCUCUCCAAACAGGAACGAGACAUGUUACGCAAAAGAGAAGAAGAAUUAAGGGAGUUACGGCAUGCAUCCCAUCGAACAAAGCAGAUCACGAUUGACUUUGCUGGAAGGAGGAUCCUUGAGGAUCAGGGACCUUUGGAUCAGUAUUACAGCAGACUGGAUGAUCUUGUACAAGAAAUGAAGUCCGGUUCACAGAACAACACUUCCAGCAAGCAGGUUGAACGGAACAAGCAGCAGCUCGGCGAAUUGGUCAAUCCCAAUAUCAUUCAAUUUCCUCCCGUUUAUGUGGAACUCACUGGUACAGGCACCCAUAGGAGAGGGGGCGACACCCGCUCACAGAGCAGAGUUAGUGAUGUCACCUCACAGAAGAGCCGUUUGCGAAUCCAGGACCGAGAGCUGUUGGAGAUGUCUGAUGAUGGGAUGUGUCUCAGUAUGCAUCAGCCCUGGGCUUCACUACUUGUAAGUGGCAUCAAAAGGGCAGAGGGUAGGACCUGGUACACAUCACACCGAGGCCGGCUAUGGAUUGCAGCCGCUGCCAAAAGACCAUCACCCCAGGAAAUAACUGAGAUCGAAGGCACCUAUAGGGCAAUGUAUGGCAGAGACAUUGAAUUUCCCAAGGACUACCCAACUGGCUGCCUGUUGGGCUGUGUGGAUGUGACAGACUGUGUGUCUCAAGAGCAGUACCGUGAGCAGUUUACAGACCAGGAGUGUGGUUCUCCAUUUGUGUUUAUUUGCACCAAUCCCCAGGAGUUGCUGGUGAAAUUUCCAAUUAAAGGACGACACAAGAUCUGGAAAUUGGACUCCAAGAUUCAUCAAGGAAUGAAGAAGGGGUUACUGCGACAAAAGCAAAUUGCAUAGUGGAAAGAAAAGCAAACAGGGACCUGUCUCAUUCUGGAGUGCUUUGUGGCUAAAAGCCCCACAGCUGGUAAUUUAAAAGCCUGUCAUAAAAUCUACAGUCACUCACCCAAUAAAAUAUGAGUCCACAAUCCAACAAGCUUUCAAUGCAUUUACCAGUGACUCAGACCCAACAUCUGACAACCCAGAAAUGCAAGAACUUCAGUGUUUAAUAAUCCAAUCAACAUGCGGUUCAAAUACCUGGUAAUUUAAAAGAAAGCCUUGCAAAAAAAAAUUACUUUCUAAUACCCCUGCUACAUGAUUAUUCUCCUAAUGCAGGGAAGUGAAUCCCUGCGAUUUCUGCAAAUUUAAAAAAAAGUCUUGUUCAGCUUUACUUGUUUCAUUGAUUAAAAGAGUUGACACAA